AUGGCCACUGAUAAAUAUGAUUUUAUUAUUGUCGGCGGCGGCACUGCCGGCCUCGUCAUGGCUAACAGACUGACUGAGGACAGUAACGUCCACGUUCUAGUGCUCGAAGCGGGUAAAGACCAGACCUCAGAUCCCCAAGUCACAACACCACUCCUAUACCCCACUUUGAUGGGCUCCGACGCCGACUGGGACGCCGUGACAGAGCCGCAGGCCGCCCUCCGUGGCAAAACUAUCAGGAUCCCCUACGGUCGGAUUCUUGGUGGAAGCAGCGCUAUCAAUGGCCAACUCUUCCUUGCUACUUCAAAAGUCAAUAUCGAUGCUUGGGGCGAACUAAGCCUAGGAUGGAAUUGGGAUAUUCUCGCUCCAUAUUUCAGGAAAUCAUUCACUUUGUCUUGCCCACCUCCAGGCGACCCCGUUUACGACCACUUCUACUUAGACUACAUCGAAUCCAGUGUUAACGGCACCGACGGGCCUAUUAAGGCCAGUUUUCCCUCAGACAUCGACAAUCCGAUCCCAAAAGCAUGGAUUGAGACAAUGCGCUCCCUCGGCCACGGGUCUAGUGCCGACCCCUUUUCGGGGAACUUCACCGGCGCAUUUACAAACGCAGCUUCUAUCGACCCUCUGACCCGCCAAAGGAGCGGCGCCGCCUCAGCAUACUGGGAGCCAGCAAAAUACAGGAAGAACUUGACUGUCAUUACUGCAGCUCAUGUCCAAAGGGUGAUCUUGACGGGUGACUCCCCAAACGUCAUUGCAACGGGUGUCGAGUACGUCCAUAACGGCGAAAAUAAGACAGCCAAUGCAGAAAGAGAAGUCAUACUGUCUGCGGGAGUGAUGCAUUCGCCUAAAAUACUCGAGCUUUCCGGGAUAGGAAAUCCUGAUAUCCUUUCUUCGUUUGGCAUUCAUGUCGCUGUUGCGAACAAAUCCGUAGGGGAGAACCUUCAAGAUCAUCCAAUGACUGGCUUAAGUUUCCAGGUCAAAGAUGACAUUAAGACUGUCGAUGACCUCCUUCGCCAAGACCCCGUUGCCAUGGAAGUGGCGAUGAAGCAAUACGAGGAUUCAAAGUCUGGACCUUUAGCAGUUGGUGGUGUCCUUUCAUAUGCUCUUCUAGGCCUUCAAGACGCUUUCGCCAAGCAGAUUCAAGACUCAGGUAGAUACUACAGCAGCCUCUUUCAGAACCCUAAAGAGGCAACGGUAACUUUCUGCGCUCAGGCCUCGCAGGGCAAUUUUGGCGCCGAAGCCGGUUCCUCGCUUCUAAACGCCAAUUUCUUACCUGGGGGUUAUUGCACAAUUGCCGCAUUCCUUCUACAGCCCCUGUCGCGUGGCUACGUUCAUAUCCGCAGUUCAAACCCCUCUGAUCCCGUCAAGGUCGAUCCUCGAUACCUCACCCACCCCCUUGAUAUCGAGAUGUUUGCGCGUCACAUGACGUACAUUUCUACAAUCGUCUCUACAGAACCCUUUGCGUCGCUUUUGAAACCUUCUGGUCGCCGGAAUGCUAGCGCACCCGCCGAUAUCGGAGAUGUAGAGGCUAUGAAGGAAUACAUCACGAAAACUACACUCAGUAGCUGGCACCCGACAUCCACGUGUGCGAUGCUGCCUCUCGAUAAGGGCGGUGUCGUCAACGAAAGACUCAUUGUUCAUGGAACUCAGAACCUGAGAGUUGUGGACGCAAGUGUGUUCCCACUUACUACACGGAGCAACCCAAUGGCCACAGUAUAUGCAGUUGCAGAACGGGCAGCAGAUCUGGUAAAAGAAGACCUCAAGGCUAGGAAAUGAGACACCAGGGACGCUUUGUAGAGUAUCAUGAAGAAAGAAACCCGGAGAUAAUCAAAAUAUAACACUACUUACACCAG
Hypoxylon trugodes is the source of this 1850-nucleotide messenger RNA. RefSeq names its product glucose-methanol-choline oxidoreductase-like protein. The coding region runs from base 1 to 1773 and encodes 590 amino acids. The record is from RefSeq and is a predicted model, not a curated record. Gene Ontology annotation, molecular function: flavin adenine dinucleotide binding; oxidoreductase activity, acting on CH-OH group of donors. Lineage: Eukaryota; Fungi; Ascomycota; Sordariomycetes; Xylariales; Hypoxylaceae. The transcript has 3 exons.